AUGAAUUACCAAAUCUUUUCAUGGUUUUCUUUCUUCUCUCUCCUCUUCGUCUUGAAUCUUUUGGUGGUGAUUCAAGUUCCGCGAGUUUCAUGUAACCCCGAUGAGUGGUACGUGAGCUGUGGCAAUACAUUCAAUUGUGGAACCAUCACUGGAGUGGGAUAUCCUUUUCGCGGGAUUGGAGAUCCUGAAUAUUGUGGCUAUCCUGGUUUUGUGCUCAAUUGUGAUCAGGAAAAUGUCACAACUAUUGCUAUUAUGAACAUAAGUUACAGCGUCUUGGAUAUCUAUCAGGAUACACAAGUUAUGAAGAUUGUUCGGGAGGAUCUGAUGCAGACAUCCUGUCCACGUGAUUUAGUGAACACAACCCUGGAUUACUCCAUCUUUGAUUACGCCAAUACUUAUAUGAACCUCACAUUUCUCUAUGGUUGUCCUCCCUCAUCGAAUUUUCCUGGUCUUAGCCUUCUUUCUUGUCGGAACAAUAAUGUCUAUGUAUUUCCUGGAACUCUAGGACCUGGAAGCUGUAAUACCAGUGUCAUUGUCCCAGUUCUCCAAACGGGUCCAGGAUCAUCCGUAAGUUUAACUAGUUUGAAUCAAGUUCUUCAGGAAGGAUUUGAAGUUAGAUGGACGAUGGAUAGCAAAGCCUGCAGUGAGUGCACCGGGUCAAAGGGACGGUGUGGAUAUGAUUUUCCUACCAAUCAAACCACUUGUUUUUGCCUCAACGCCCCUUAUGUGGCUAGUAGCUGCAAAACUGCUAACGGAUCCUCCCCAGGGUCCAUGCCUACACCGCCGGGUAUGUACUCCUUUCUAUUUGAUGAAAAAUUCUGGACCCGAGAACCCAGAAUUUUUCUUGUAGCAAGUGAAAUGACUUCAAAUUUGAUGUUAGCAGUGGGUAUCGUUUUUCCGGGUCACUUGGUUUGCUCCGUUUUGUUGUUUGAUUUACAUUAUGAAAUGAGAGGCCUUGCAGAUAUGAUGCUUUCUAGCUUGGAGGGGGAUAGAGUGAUUAGCUUAAAGAGUAACAUGGAAGUGAAAGAAAAGGAAGAGGAAAAUUAG
Ilex paraguariensis (yerba mate) is the source of this 1047-nucleotide messenger RNA. The record is from the annotation of a GenBank genome assembly. Lineage: Eukaryota; Viridiplantae; Streptophyta; Magnoliopsida; Aquifoliales; Aquifoliaceae.